CGGACCGGGAGUCGGUCAGAGUCCUCAGCGCGGCGCCGGAAAGUUCUCGAGCCUGAACCGGGUCGCAGCAGAACCGAGUCCGGGAGGGUCCGACUGGAUCUACACACGCAGCGGAUUAAGAACCUUUUAUUUUAAACUCGGACGGGACGGGCGGAAGGACUCGGGUGGACUCGGCUUUGUUCGCUUCGGCUCCGGAUACUCACACACACACGCACACAAAAUAGUUUAGUUUUUAUGAUAUUUUUUAAAAAAGCGUUUAAUUAUUUUUUAUUCUUCAGUUUUUCCACGUUGAGUUUCAUUUCACUUUAGAAGAAGACGAAUAAACGGAACUCACAGCUGACUGACGACACGUUGCGCAACCCAGACAAUCAUAAUACAACGAGACAAAGACGUCAUCGCGGACUCCAGCGCUCCCAGGAGCAGAGCUGCUGGUCCCAGUCCGAGGGGAAAUCUUUUGUGUGUGUUAUUUUAUGUUUUGGAAAACUUCUGGUGAGACCAUCCGCUCCCCUCGACUGGGUUUCUGCUGAUUCUACUGGUUUCCUGUUGACCUGCAGUCCCAACCGGUCCAGAAGAUGAGCGUGGGCGUGACCGCGGCUCGGUCUCAGCUGUGUCUGAAGAGGCUAUUGGACGAGCCCCAGGACAUCGUGAAAUGUAAAGUGGCUCGCCUGGAGGCGGACCCUCCCACAACCAGCCUGUCCCACUGCCUCAGGCCCAGAAGCCCCGCCCCCAAGUCCAACGAGAGCCAAUCCCCAUCCAGAGUGGGAUCGUACUUCCUGUUCGGACGCUGCGAGGGGGAAAAGAGUUACAGGGCCGAGCACGCGCACACGAAGGAGCAAUACACCUGCCAGGUACUUCCUCUCCGUGGUUACCAAGAGCGGUUGGCUGCCUACGCUCGCAUCGGUCACCACGACAACGUCUGCGGCCUGCUGGACGUGGUGGUCGGCCGGGACAGCGUGUACGUCUUCCUGCCCGGUCACCACGGCGACAUGCACGCGUACGUGCGGAGCAGGAAGCGUCUCGCCGAGGAGGAGGCGGGGCUUCUGUUCGCCCAGAUGCUGGACGCCGUGCUGCACUGCCAUCGCCACGGAGUCGUGCUGCGAGACCUGAAGCUGCGCAGGUUCGUCUUCCUCGACAAACACAGGACGCGUCUCGCUCUGCUCGGAUUGGACGACUGCGUCCUCCUGCACGGCGACCGCGACGACGACUCCCUGACGGACCGACACGGCUGCCCCGCCUACGUCAGCCCCGAGCUGCUGACCGACGGGACGCGGUCCUACUCGGGCCGCGCGGCGGACAUCUGGAGCGUGGGCGUGUCUCUGUACACCAUGCUGAUUGGACGAUACCCGUUCCAGGACACGCGGCCCGCCGCGCUGUUCGCCAAGAUCCGCCGCGGCGCCUUCGCCGUGCCUCGCUGGCUGUCGCCGCAGGCCCGGUGUCUGAUCGGCUGCAUGCUGCGGAGGUCGCCCGCGGAGAGGCUGACGGCGGCGGAGCUGCCGAUGCACCCGUGGCUGAGCGGGCCGCGCGCCUCCGGCAGGACGCAGCACGCCGCGCGCAGAACGCCGGCGAGUCCGCGGGAGGACGGCGAGCAGGUGGUGCCCGCGUGGACCGAGAAACACUGACGCACGCCGGUACCUCUUUGUCCCGUCGGCCCCUCGGUAAACGUUCACCUCCUGGAGUCUGAACCCGUCGACGACCUUCAGACGACCUUCGGGCACCGUUACUCAAACCAGACGCGCGUUCUUCCCCCGCGAUGACGAGACGCCGUGAAACACUGACUAUCAAUGUGUGAUAUGGAUGACGGAGAAUUUGCUGACACCCCCUCCCAAAAAAAAGACAGAAUUUUAGAGACAUUUCCAACUAACAAUGACGACAACGGGGCUUUGGAGAAAGAAAUUAGAUGUUUUGGCUCGACUGAAAUGUUCAUUAGAUCUGAUAACUAAAAAAAACACUAAAAUGUUUCAUGAACUAAGAAUUUCACCAAAAAAAGUUAACAGAUUCAACUAAAAUGCCCAAACUUAGUCGACUAAACUUGACUGAAAUAAACCUCACCACAACUAACAUUGGUCCUCACAAAGAUAGAGCACACACACACACACACACACACACACAGAUUACUUGAUCAGACCAUCAGGUGCCUUCCUCUCGCUGCGUCUCCAUUCAAGCUCCGACAACUUCACACCAGAACCAGCGGUGGGUUCAGGUGCUGUUCGUAAAGUGGAGAAUUUCCCAGUUCCCCUUCAACAGAAUUAGAUCCCAGCGUUUCACUACAGACUCAUUAACAUCCUGCAGGGGAGAUUUUGAUUGGACCACCAGCAGAAGACUGAAUACACAGUUGUUUAGAAGAGUGGACUUUGAAGGAGGCGGAGCCUAACAUGGGACACAGCUCCUUUAAGUCAGUGUUUACACUUCCUGUCCGCUCGCUAGUAUUAUCAGAGAAGGAUCGGUCAGUGGUGGAAAGUGAUCACUCUGGAUAUGUGUGUCGUGUCUUUAUCUCAGGAUCGUCACUUCAUAAAAAAUAAAAAAAGGACGACUGGUUUUCAAAUAUGUUCAUUAAGGCAAUAAAAAUAAUAAUAAAUAAUGACUGGAUCAACCUUUGUGAUCCUAAAAAAACAUAACCUGCUAUUUCUGAGAAACAUCGAAAUUAAUUAUCAGGAGAAAAGGACCUGAGAUAAUCUCCGAUGUGUUGAAUCGAAAUAAGAAAAUAACGAAGUGUUGAUCUGGAGUUUCUUCAGGCGGUCCGACGCCGUCUGAGGAACGUGUCCCUCAGUGACAGCUGGAGAACAAAUAAAGAUGUUUCACACAC
Pseudoliparis swirei is the source of this 2803-nucleotide messenger RNA. RefSeq names its product tribbles pseudokinase 3 (gene trib3). The record is from RefSeq and is a predicted model, not a curated record. Gene Ontology annotation, cellular component: nucleus. Bases 573 to 1619 code for a protein of 348 amino acids. NCBI's taxonomy places the organism in Eukaryota, Metazoa, Chordata, Actinopteri, Perciformes, Liparidae. Gene Ontology annotation, molecular function: mitogen-activated protein kinase kinase binding; protein kinase activity; ATP binding. Gene Ontology annotation, biological process: protein phosphorylation; regulation of MAP kinase activity; positive regulation of proteasomal ubiquitin-dependent protein catabolic process. The transcript has 4 exons.